Ambispora gerdemannii is the source of this 1483-nucleotide messenger RNA. Lineage: Eukaryota; Fungi; Glomeromycota; Glomeromycetes; Archaeosporales; Ambisporaceae. The record is from the annotation of a GenBank genome assembly.
UGUUCGCAAAAUCUUGGAAAAUGACACAACCAAUAAUGACAAAAUUCAAUCAAUCGAUCAGAAUUUAGCGGUAUCAUUGGCUCUUAAGACAGUUUUUGGCUUUAACAAUUUCCGUGUGGGACAAAUUCAAGCGAUAGAUAGAUUUCUAGCUAACAAGGACGUAUUUAUUAUCAUGCCAACUGGCGGCGGAAAAUCUCUUUGUUAUGCAUUACCAUCAAUUUUAUUUGCUGGUCUGACGGUAGUUUUCACUCUAUUAGUUGCACUAAUCGAGGAUCAGGUGGGACAACUCAGAUGUCUAAAAAAACUUUACUCUAAUGCGCCGAUUAUGAUGCUUACAGCAACUUGUUCCCAAACGGAAUUUGAUGACAUCAAAUCCAAUUUGAACAUUUCACAGAAUAAUUUGGAAAUAAUUCGGGCAGGUGAUUUUUCACGACUUGAAAUCUCUUAUGAAGUGCGAUCUAAAAGAGAUUCCAAAGAUGAAAAUAUCAUAAAUAUAGUUGAGGAAAUCAGGAAAAUUAGUAUGGCGAAAUGUAUUGUGUAUUGUUCAACUCCAUUUGAAUGUGAAGAGGUAUCAACUGCUUUAGGAAAGAUCUUGGAAACAUCGUCACUUAGCAUAUAUCAUGGAGAAAUGCCUAAAGAAACUCGGAAAUACUCUAUGUCUCAAUGGCAAAAAAAUCAAAUUCAGAUAAUGAUCGCUACUAGUGCUUUUGGGAUGGGUAUUGAUAUGCCUGAUGUCAAAUUAGUAAUUCAUUAUACCUUCCCUAAAAGUAUUACGAAUCUUAUUCAGGAAACUGGUCGUGCGGGACGAAAUGGCAAUGAUACCACCACUAUAAUUUAUUUUUCGCAACGUAACUUGCUUACAAAUUCUAUAAUUGUUUUCGGAAAAAAAGAAAGUCAACCAGAAUUCAGUUCAGACACAAACGAGGUUACUAUUCUAAAUAGGGAAAAAAGAUUAUCGGAUGCACAACAAAAGUUGUUUGAGGUCUUAUAUUAUCUCAAUGAAAAAUAUGAAUGUCGUCGCCAGAUGUUGUUACGUUAUCAUUCUUGGGAUGUCUUACAAGAUUCAAGUAAUAUGUGUGGUUGGUGUGAUAAUUGCCAAAGACAUAUAACUGACCAAGUGCAACAGGUGAAUGCGACAAAUGAAGUGGAACGAAUAUUACACAUUAUCGAAACAGUUCUCAUUCACUCGAGUGCUGAGGUAGUUCCAGACAAUAUUGUUGAUAUAUUUCUUCGUGCAAAUAAUGCUAAAAUAAGAGCUCGGGGCUAUGAUCAACUGAGUAUUUAUAAUAUCAAAGACUCAGAUAAUUUACCUUGGAAACCAAAGAUUCUAAAGACAAAAGAACUUGUUAAGCAUGCAUUACAAGAAAUGGUUAUUUUGGGACUAGUUCGUCAGGUAAUAUUACUUCGACGAUACUCACCAACUUCAACGACCAUUUCCCAUAAGGUAGUGGUUACUGGAAUAGCAGAAGAUUCAUAUGAUCGG